This is a messenger RNA of Colletes gigas, 11856 nucleotides long. Its product is annotated as DNA-dependent protein kinase catalytic subunit-like. Gene Ontology annotation, cellular component: nucleus. The record is from RefSeq and is a predicted model, not a curated record. Lineage: Eukaryota; Metazoa; Arthropoda; Insecta; Hymenoptera; Colletidae. The transcript is spliced from 15 exons. Gene Ontology annotation, biological process: double-strand break repair via nonhomologous end joining; telomere maintenance. The coding region runs from base 247 to 11754 and encodes 3835 amino acids. Gene Ontology annotation, molecular function: DNA-dependent protein kinase activity; protein binding.
AUUAUAUUCAAGGAUACAAAAAUCUCAUCAGUUGAAGAUUUACAUCAUUAUUUAUAAAAUAUGUAUUUUACAUAAUAAAUUCUAAUACGUAUAUUUCGUCAGAUUGGGAAAACUUUCAGCGAGUGAAUUAUAAAAUGAUUGCACACUGUUUAUUUAUCAUGUAGUUAGUACGAACAGGGUUUCAUAUACGUACACACAUACUGUUAAAUGUAGUGUGGCUGUUUGUACUUUCAAAGCCGGCAAAACAUGGACUCGUUUAAAACGUUUAUGAAUAUUUUUGAACGGGCUGUAGCAGAAAGAAACAGUAGCAAUCUUACAGAAAUUUUACGAAGUAGUAGGAAAUACUUUCAAAAUAUAGUGAAAGCUGACAGUGAAUUGCUGCUGUCCAUAUUGUUCGAUUCCAAGAAAGGUUUGUUACACUUUCUUUAUAAUGAACUUAGAAGGCCUACUCCCCAAAAAGGUUUUGAUACAGCGAUCAAGGAAUCAUUUCAUCUACUUGAAUUCAUCAUGGAACAAUUUUCUGAGAUAUUUGUACCUUACAUCACCGAAACCAAGAAUACAUGCCAACAGGCACUCGUAACACGAUGUUCAGCAUUUAUUCAAAAAGCUGCCUGCAGUACCUUUAAUAAAUUGAUAGAGUUAUUUAAAGAAUACGAAAUUGAAUUAGGGGAGACUGUAAAAAAAUUUGUGUGUUUACUUCAUUCAUUGGAUAUCAAAGAGAGGAGCUUGUUACUAUCAGUAUGCAGCACGAUUGCAAGACAUAAUCUAGAAGUUCCAGAAAUACAGGAACAUUCUAAUAUAAUACUUCAACAACUACAAAAUGACUUCAGAAAACAGUAUAAUUCGUCACAGUCGACUGAUAUAUUUCAAAUGUACUUCGAUAUUUUCUCCAAUAUGUUGUAUUUGCUUUCAACCGAAGAGAAAGAGAGGUGCUGCGAAGAAUUAUAUAAAUGGAUCAAAGAUCUUGGUUCCCCUGCAAAGUACACAGUUAAAAAAGUUUCGAUGAGAGCGGCGAUCAAUUUAUUGUCCAAUCAUAUCUAUCUAUUUCGUGAAUUUAUUUAUAACGAUUAUAAAUAUUGGUACGAGUUGUUAACAAAACUUGUCGGAGAUAAAAAUCUAGAUUGUAGCGAGUGCGGGGAACGCGCUUUAAAAAAGUUUUAUCAAUUAAUGGGGAACAUCUUAAAGCACAAAACUUCCGAGGACGACAAAACAGUAUUCUUGUAUUUUAAAGAUCAUUUUGAGCAACAGCUGAAAAAUAAUAAAAAUAUAGAUUCUAAGAUAUUACGUUUUAUUGUAUAUGGCUUUAGUCAAAUGGCUGCACCGUGUAAAUGGUAUCUUACUAAUAAUGAUGUAAAGGAUAUGUUCUCAGUGAUAACUCAUUGCGCGAUGCCACUCUGUUCUGGAGAAGAUUUACAUCAAUCAGACUUAGAAAGUAUUUAUAAUUACCAAGACGCUCUUUCCGAAAUAAUAUUGCAUACAUCAGUCCUCUCGAUCAAGCAAAUUAAUGCGAUUCUAAAGCUUAGUAUUCUUUUGGUAAAACGAUUUCCUGACCUCUCUAUAACCAGCCAAAAUCCUGCGAUUACAUCGUUGAUAAAUACAAUCAUUAAUGUUGGGGUAGUUAGUAGAAAUUUCUUGGAAGAAUUUCUUUAUAAUUUAAUUCAGAAUGGAAUAAUAUGGUCUUGUUCUCAUACUAUGCUUGUUGAUGCGGAAUUGCAACGAGGACUGCGUAAUCUCGAGGAGCUACCGAUGUGUUACAAAAGUUAUUUGCCUUUAUGGUUGCAAAUCCUGAAGCCAUACAGAUACAAAGGACACAGACAAAUUCUGCAAGAAGUAGUUGAUUCCAUGAUACACGUGUGCACUGUAUCGAUCAGUAAACUGAACUUGAAUACAAAAACGAAAGAAGAUAACGUAUACUCGGAUGCAGCCUUCUCCCAAAUCGCUGAGAACGAGGCCGAUUUUAGGAUCUUCGUUAACAUCGUAGAUCUGUACGUCGAUGUGAUCAACGAACUAGAGUCUUCCUUGUUGCUAAACUCUAUGCACAAAUUCUUGUUAAAAAUUAUUAGCAUGUCUUAUAAGUAUCCUCUAAUAUCAGGAUUUUACAAGUUGGUACACGCAACGUUCAAACAUAUUUGCAACUUGACCAAGGACGAAAUCGAAUCAGAAAUAUUAGAACUACUGUACAAGUAUUUAAUCAACGUGCUGAAUUUAAUUUCAACAUUUUCUAACGAACUGUUGACCACGUGUUUGAAUUUAAUUCUGAACACGCCCGAAAUCUACGUAGAGCACAUAAUAAAGAGUACAAUCCCGGCGUUUAAAAUUGCAUUUACCGUGGGUCUGAGCGACUUCGAAGUAGCUUGCACUGCUUUAAACGCUUUGGAGUCGUGGACGAACCAUUUAGACAAUCAACGUACGAAUGGAUUAUUAAGAGAAGUUAUACCACUUCUAGAACCAUACUUACACAGCGAGGAAAGUUCUAUGGAAUUAUUGCAAGAUCUCAUAAAGACAGAGCGAAAAGUAAUCAAACGCAUAAUGUUGAGAGACGACGAGAACACUUUAGAAAGAUUUCAGAUGAGAGUUUUGUUGUUCAUUGCCUCGCUCGACACCGAUAUUAUACAAGAUUUCGUGCAUAAAAGAUCCAUGGACAUAGGAGCCACUUGGGGCAAGAAAGAUUUACUCAAGUACUCGUUGGUGUUGCCGGACACGGAAGUGAAUAUCAAUUUCGAUAAAAUUUUACCAAGACUGAUUCUAUUAGCUCAACACUCUGGAGACAGAAGAACGAAGAUAGUCGCCUGCGAAGCACUCCAUUCGGUGACAGCGUACUUCUUAGGGAAAAUGUCGCAGCAUUUGAUAUCCAGUCCCGAUCGAUUUGUAUCCAUGUACACGGUAUUGUGUCCAGCUCUGCUUAGUUUAGGCUGCGAUCACGACGAGGCAGCUAGCAAAAUUUUUCAACCCCUAAUGCUGCAAUUGACCCAUUGGCUGAGUUCGAAGUUCAUGAUCAAGUCUUCGGCGACCGCGUACUUUUUAGAUUCGCUGUUCGAGAGUUUAAGCGACGAUUCCAAGUCGUCGCUCAGAGAAUUUUCUGGCCUGUGCCUGGCCGAAUUUACCAAAUGGUCCAUAAAGCAGUCCGACACCGACAGAAGGACGCAGCUAAACACCGACGAAAUUAUACAGAAAAUGAUCAAUUUCGCGCUUCAUCCGUCUACGACCAAACGAGUGGCAGCCGCGACAGCUUUUAAUCAUCUUUACACUAUUUUACGCGAGGACGAGGAAAUCGUGUCCGUAUACUGGUUGGAGAUCUUGUACUCCUUUGUCAGAAGUUUGGACGGUUGCGAUAGUCCCUCGAUUAUCACUGCACUCGAUCAUGUCGAGAGAGUCCUAAUAACAAAAUGCGAGAUAUUCAAUUUAGAAUAUCACAUUCGCAGAAAACCAAAUGAUUUUGAAGAUUCGACUUUAAUCCAUGCAGUGAAUUGGUUGUUCACUCAGUGUGGCUGCUUAGACCAACGCUGUCGAGUAAAAUGCAUGGAGUUGGUUCUUAAACUUUCUGAAUACGCAAUGGACAUUGACUCUGCGCAUAUAAUGAUAAAUAAUUAUGUCGAUGAUCGUGGAAUCGAAGCAUUAAAUGUUAUAAUACUGAAGGACCUAAGCUCGAAAUUGGAAAAUCUUUCACGCAAUAGCCUUCUACCCCUUUUGAGAAGUUUCGAGUGUUACAUCUGGUUACUACGAAACAAUCUGAUCGAUGUACAAUAUUUAUUUGCAAGUUCAAAUUCGAAGAGGGAAGUAAUUUUUAAUUCCGCGAGGAAUUUCGUUCAUCUUGCGAAUAAAGUUAAAAUAGAACCAAAGGAAGACGAUUUAGUGAUGCUGUCGAAAGAGUUUGAAGAUUUACAGACGUUGCAGUGCGAAUUAAUAGUUGUUAUGUUCGACUUCUUGCAAAUUCUUUUGAGCUUUGAUGACAAUUUCGUACCGAAUUUUUUCUUCAACCAAGAUUUGUUUGAACUAAUCUCAAAGUGCAUAAUGUGUUCACAAGUCGUAGGGUUUGAUAUGAAGAAUUUCGAAGUCACAGAGGCGGUCCCAUCGGUUAUGGGAAAUCUGUUGCGAUCAAUGGCGCAGAAAACGGACGACACUUUGAUCAAUCGUGUUAAAGAGAAAUUGUCCGUACACGUGGAAAAACAUAUGAACAGUUUCAUCGAUUUAGAUAAUAUUUUGUUUGGCACCGAUAGUUGCAAUAAACUGAAACAAUAUGUUCAGGGUUUAAAAUUUCUGGAACACCAUAAUAUUCUCAAUCAGCUAUGUAACGCAACGCAAUUGAUCGAACAGCCGGAAGUCAAAGUUACACGCAUUUUCAAUGCUUUAGCAAAAGAACAAAUAGGUGAACUUGUUUGUGUAAAUAUCAGACUAACUGCAAAAGAUUAUCUACAGAUCUUGAUGGAACUGCUACUCACACAUUAUAGGCCGUCGAUGACAAAGAUGUUGAUCGAAUUAAUUGAAACUGAUACAAUGCUCGAGGAAAAUUCGACAAAAAUCGAGCAUGGUAUAUGCUUUUUGAAUUUGUUUACGAAUGAAAUAUUCAGAUACAUGUUGAGGGACACAGAACAGACCAUGCAGGUGUUCGAUGAGGUGCUGCAAAAGAAUCCGUCUUAUUUGUUAAUAAUAACAGAGCAGUUGUUCUUAUUUGUGCAACGACAUAAAAAAGAAUUGCGCGAGUGUGCAGAGAGUUUAGCGGACGCUGUCGUUAAAAGAUUUACAAUAUUCGAAAAAGCUGUGAAUAAUUUGGAAGACAGGAAACAAAAGUUGAUAAGCAUUUACGGGAUCGCCGUGCAUUUAAAGCGCGAGCCAACGGAAACGGUGUCUCUGAGCAAAGAAUUUUACUCGUGGAUUCUCACUCAAUUGACGGAGAAUUCCAGUAUAGAGUACAAGACUUACAUUCUGCAAAAUUUCCUCGUUUGCUUGACCGACAUAACGUCCAAAGCGAAACCAGAAUUGCUCGUUAUUCUACGAACUCUGCGAAACGACAGACUCGCGACACGCGCGGAAGAUUACUCGCAAAGAAACAUGGAAGCUUUAAAAAUAAUCAAUUGCUUUCAAACGUUAUUAAAAUUGUUACCAGUAACUAAAUCAACCGCCGUGUUUGAGUUUGUAAUUUUAUUCACGGCUGGGAUCGCCGAACAUUUGUGCAACAAAGACACGAACGAGUACCUGGAAAAAUACUGCAAUUCGAUCACCGUCGACUACGCGUUGGAAUCUAUAGAAGCGGCUUUCAAAUUGUUCAUGAACGUGAACUCUGAAUCGAACGAGAGAUUCGACAAAUUGCGCAGAUUUCUCCUGCCUUUAUUCGAGUUUUGCAGAACCGCCGAAAUACGUAGAUUCUUCGAGAGAAAUAUCAAAGAGAUAUACACCACAAUUCGCCAAAGUCUCAUUGGAAAUAGUUCGGAUAUCAAGCAGCUUAUAAUUUCAAAAAUAGGCUGCUACGACCUUGUCGCGAAAAUGUUCGCAAAGAUACAUAUGGAUGAAAUUAACGACACUGAGAGCGCCAUUGCACGAAACGCCAUCGACAACGUGGUAACUGGAAAAGAAUUUUUACAAAGCUUGUACAGCAGCGCGUUGAACGUGCGUAUGUUGAAGACACCCGAUCCAGAACACAAGGAAAUGAUGAGAUUGCUGCAUUGUUCAGCGUACAACUGUUCCAUAGCGAUUGUAGCUUUAAAAGAAGACGAGGACUCCUACGUAAGCGUAUUCGCCGAGAACAAGAAGAAGGAACAAUUGAUCUGGGAGAAUAUCGUGGAUUGUCGGAAGAAUUACAACCUCCGGCAGACAUUCAACGAAUACCCAAAGUAUCGUAAGAAGCUAAUCAACAUAAGGAAAAGUAUAAGACAAAGACAGAAUCUCGAACGAUACUCGUACAUUUAUAGUUACGAUCUGUCUACUUGCACAUUAAACGAAGAUAUAAACGCAUACGAUUUUAACGAAAUGACCGUAAGCAAUGCGCCUAACGACACAAAGAAGGAAGAAAGUAUGAAAUUAACGCUAGAAAUCGACGAGUUGAAUAAUCACGAAUGCAUGGACUCCAUUUGUGGGGUUUUACGUCACAUGAUAACGGAAAGAAUAUCUACACCGUCCGUCGAUGGCGAUGUCACGAUACCAAAAUGGCUGCUAUGCUUUUGCAAUACUCUCAAGUCGACAAGUCACGACAACGUAAAGAUAUUCAUGCUGAAAAUUGUCUGGAACGAGCGGGAAACUGUAUUCGAAUUUUAUAAAAAAUUCCUCUUCCAAUCGAUCGUCUAUGCCGCGUACUCGUAUUUAAGAUUGAAUCAUUUGAACUAUAUCAUCACCGAUAUUAUAGAGAUGUUGAUCGUUUGGCAGUCUGUACCUCUACUGGACGAUACUAACAGCAAAGUGAUGCUGCAGAAGUUAUGGGAACUGAUCAUUUACAAAGCGUUGGUAAAAAAGACCAAUCAGACGUCCAAGCCCGUUUACAAAUAUAACAUGACCGUGAUAAAGACCAUGCUCGAAGUAUGGCAUACUUAUUUAAAACUACCCGAGAGUUUGGAUGAAAAGAUUAGAACCGCGCCCGAAGCCGCGGUAUAUUUAAUACUAAUUUGCAUCGUAAAUGGAAUGAUAAAAGAAGUCGUUCAAAGGGACGAUGUCUUAGAAUUUUUGGAGAACUCUUUGGAACAAUGGCAGAACGACGAGGAGACUGUUUUGCAGUGCUGCGAGUGUUUCGGUUUCAUCCUGAAAUUCUUGGACGACGAGCCCAAUUCAACGAGCAGAAAGGGCGCCAUAAUCGAUAAGAUUCAUAGUAUAUUGAGGCAAAUGCAAACGAAAUUCGAGAACAGGCAAAUGAAGUAUAUUCGUACACUUUGCAAAAGUUACCCUAACGCUGGUAUGAUUUAUUUUGAAUUUGUAACUGCAAAUAUAUUCAGAGUGAACGCUCUAGGCAAGUUACACUGUCUGGAAAUAUUUCUGCUGUGCAUACCUAAGCUCACUGUCGAUCAAAUAUUAAAGGAGCUGGCGUUCAUGAAGUUUCGUGAUCUAUUAACGAAUAAAAUUCUGCCCAGCGAGAUAAUCGCGUUGCAGAUCAUCGAUUCUCUGGUUCCUGUUCUUCCUCCAUCGAAUCUCUUACCUCUGGUGAAUACAGCCGUUCCUUAUGCGAAACACCAAUCGUCUGAGCACAGAGAAUGCACUUACAAUAUAUUCAUGAAUAUUUAUAAGAAAUAUGCAGUCGACACGACAGAAGACAAAAAUACAAAGGAGCUAAUGCACAGCAGCAAACAAAUGCUACUCAAUGGUACAUCGGAUCCUGCUGAACAAUUGCAGGAUAAAAUACUGAAUUUCUGGACUCAAGAUGCACAGUUGAGGUGCACUUGCGAAGAAAGAUUUCUGGAGAUUCUGAGCACCUAUACGCCUACUGUUGGCAAUAAUUUCUUGCCGUUUGCGCUCUCGAUGAUCUUCGACCUCACGAAAAAAUCUAAAAAUUAUAUGCAGACUAUGUUCGAACCUCUGCACAAUUGCACCUACAGGGACUAUAACAUAUUUCUCUCGUGGAGGACGAAAAAUUUAGGGUCUAAGGCUCCCCUGUUUGCUCCGUCUUUAGCUAGCCAAAUGAAUCAAACGUUCACUCAAACGAGUGGUGCAUUACCUAGUGCAUUCUUAGAUUUUACACAUGCUGGUAAGUCUUUCGGUUUUAACAGCGAGUUGCAGGUUCAAGCGACGCGAGAUCCCGAAUUCGAGUCGACUUACGUUAACCAAGAGCCAGUAUCGACAUCAAACGAGCUAGAACACGACGAUACUUUUAAAAUACCAGAAGUGCCGCAGCUUGAUUACAAUAAACAAUCGAGACGGUUUCUGAAAAGUUCAGCGAAUGUGUCUGCAGCUAUACGACAGAAGGAAAUCAAGAAGAACAUACAUCGCGCUGAAAUGAUAAAAGAAGAAGUUGCUCGACAAAGAGGCAGCGUAAAAUUGUACAGAAAAUACAGAAUAGGCGAUUUUCCGGACAUCGAGAUAUCUCACUCCAUGUUGAUCGAACCGUUGCAAAGAUUGGCGAAGAAGGAUCAACUGAUUUGCAAAGAUUUAAUUGUUUCCAUUGUUUGCUCGUUGCUCGAAGAGUUCAAGCAAAAUGAUUUCGUACAAAAAGUUGCUGAUAGCUUGAAAGACAUCAUCAAGAACAAACAUGGGAACAAUUCGGCCAUGGCUGUAAUUUUAGAAAUAUUGUUAGCCACUCGUAUAGCGGAUUGCCCGCCGGAAGUGAUUGCAAAGGUAUCGAGAUCGAACAAUUUGAACUUCCUUGGGUCGCUUGUCGUGGAGGAGAAUUUAAUUUACGGUAGAAACGAUUCCGAGCCGCUCAGAAAGAGAGCACGGAACGACGGUGUGCUCGAUUCGCAUAACGAGUGGCUGCAAUUGACAAAUCUUUACAAAUCUAUGAACGACGUCGACGUGGUCCUCGGAAUUUUCCGAAAUCAUAUCGAAGACGAAGAUAUGAGAGAGGCGUCGUUCGCGCAGGCGGCUAACAAUUGGACCAAAGCAAAGGCAGCGUACGAAAAAGCUUACGAAACGGAAGCGGAACUGGUAAAAGAACACUGUCUUCAGGGAUCAUUCGAAUGUUUAAGUAAUUUAUGCCACUGGAACGAAAUCGACAAACACAUAGAAAGGAAACUAGAUGGGGAUUUGAACAACAUUUGGACCGAUCCAUGGAAAGAUUGGAUGUUCCCAUGGUUGUUCGAGGUACACGUUCGCAAACUUAUAGACGGGGAGAUCAGCGACACGUUCGAAGACAACGUUCGGACAAUCGAGACUUGGUUGAAUAACGAUACGAAAGUGGAGCACAUCAAACGAUUCUUCGGCGAGGAAUCGUCCAUGUUCUUCCUAGGCAAAGAGCUGGAAGUUGCGCGCGAAUUUGUGCUAAACACGCUGAACGAAAUGAGGGAACAGUGGAUCAGACUUCAUCCCCUGUCCACUCAGUUGAGGACACGUAAGCUGCAACGGUUACGUCUAAUCAACGACGUAAAUAAGUUCAUAAAGAUUUUGAAAACGGCCAAGGAACCGUCAGACUUAAUGGAAGUCUUAAACUUCUCGAACUGCUUGCUCUCGGCGCAAGACGCUAUACUUCUCUGGGACAAAUUAACAUCCUACAGGAUAUACUUCAUCGAUCACCCGUUGACCGACAAAUUGGAAAAAUGUAUUCUAAACGAGACGCAGGAUGAUUCCGGAAGCGUUGACCGACUGCGUAUGGUCACCUUCGAUAUGCGAUUAAAAAUGAUCGAGGCAGCAUUGAACCAGAAAAACAAAUACAUAGCUAAAAAGUACGUGCAAGAAUUGGAACGGAAUUCGCGGAAUUACACGGUCGACAUGGAGCAUCGAUUCAUUUUAACCGGUGCAAAGCUAAAGUACCUCAAUGGAGAAAUUGAAACGAACGCGAAGAAGCGGCUGUCGAGUUUUGCAUCCUCGUGGAAGCAUUGUCAUAAUCUUCUGCAGAAGAGUGACCUUGAUCCCACGAUUAACGUCGACGUACGACGGCAAAUCAGCAUACUAGCUUCGAAAAUUGCGGAAUUAAGCGAAGAAAACGAAACUCUGGCCGAGCUGUUGACGAGAAACACCGUGAUUUUGGAUACUAUAAACGCUGAGAACAAUGACCCGCCUGCUAUCAUAGACACGUUGAAAAGUUACGGUUUCGAUCAUUUGAAAGUGUGCUGCGACACAACCACGAACAUCAAGGAUUGCUAUUUUAUGCUUUCGAAGUACUGUUACGAUAGAUUGUCACGAGGCAACAGUAGCGCUCAGUUCAGCAAGAAAUUUGUGAAUGCUACAUUGAAGGCAAUGAAUUAUGGGUCUCUCGAAGCAACGCACUAUUUCUCAUGCUUGUUAAAACCCGAGUAUUUUGAGGACGAAGAGACGAAAGAUAUAUUUUUAAAGGAGAGCGAAGGGGUUGAAACUUGGCUGUUUCUAUCAUGGCAGGCGCAGUUGUUCUCGCAUUUGGGAACGUCCAUCGCGCCGUUGAUCAUACCUAUCCUUAAACGAAUCGUUGAGACUUAUCCGAACGCGGUCAUUUACACGUUGCGUUUAACCGUGGAAACGAAUCCGACUCUUCUGAACGAAACGAAAACUUACGAGAUUCGACGGAUUCUCGACCACCGACCCGAAAUCAAUCAAUUUUUAAAGGCGAUGCAGUACGUUGUUCAACCAGAAUUGUACUUGCAACAUUAUCUACUCGAAUUCGUAAAGAACUUGUCGCUUGGAACGUCCACGGCUGUAGAUAUACUUCUAAAAAAAGUGUAUCCAAGCUCGCGAGAGGACAGGCAUGAUCCAAAGCCGGGAUUCAUCUUCAAUAAAAUUGCAAUGUACAAAAGUAAAAUAAAGGAACUGGAACGCAAAAGGUCUGACGAAAUUAGGCGACACGUGCUGAAAAUGAUCCAGACUAUCAAGAACUCUAGUGGUAAGUUUCGAGACAGACAGAAGCUACGGAACUAUAGUCCAUGGUUGCACCAAUUCUCUGGAGGCGACAUAGAAAUACCUGGACAGUACACGGGGGACAGAAAACCUAUGCCUCAGUAUCACGCGAAAAUUGUGAGGUUUGAGCCUAACGUGAAGGUGAUGCAUUCGAUACGGAAACCCGUUCGAAUCACUAUGCUGGGCAACGAUGCAAAGGAAUACCAUUUUCUGGUGAAAUUUGGUGAAGAUUUGAGGCAAGAUCAAAGAUUGCAACAGUUGUUCACCAUUAUGAACAAAACAUUAAAUAUUGACGCUGCUUGCAAACAGAGACAUCUAUCAAUUGAUACUUAUCAAGUAAUCCCUUUGUCGAGAACAGUAGGUCUCAUACAAUGGAUAGAAAAUACAAGAUCACUAGAUGAAUUAAUACAUUUCACGUUAUCGACGCAAACGAUAAAUCGUUACGAUUCCAUAGCCAAAGAAUACGAAGGAUGGGUACGAAGCGCAGCACCUUCUACAAAUCAACACGAAAGGUAUAAAGAAGCCACGAUCAAGCAUAACGCUUCGACAGUGAUCGCCAAGAUGACAGAGUUUAUCGGUAAAACCGAAUGGGACAGUUUACGCAAGACGAUCAUGGUACUGUGCCCGUCCAUAGAAAGCUUCGUUACUAUGCGACGAAAUUUCAUCACUACGUACGCUACUAUGUGCGUCGCGCAUUGGAUAUUGGGCAUCGGUGAUCGCCAUCUUGGAAAUGCUCUUAUUAGUGUCAGUUCAGGACGUUGCUUGGGUAUCGAUUUUGGGGUAGCUUUCGGUGCUGGCAUCGAUCAAAAGGUUCCCGAAUUAAUGCCGUUUCGUCUAACCUCUCAAAUUCUUGGCUUGCUAAAGCCUUUCGACGAGAAGGAUCUUCUGGGGGCGAUAAUGAUUCACACGUUACGAGCAUUAAGAAACGAACCGGGCCCCAUUUUAUCUUGCAUGGAUGUUUUCGUACAUGAACCACUAAAUUGGACGGAGCACGUUAAUAAGGCGUUAAGAGACACCGAUGUCGAUAUCGCGGACGUGAAAUGGGUGCCCAUGAAAAAAAUAAAGGCGGUCAUGAGAAAAUUGGAUGGAGUUAAACCGUCUUUAAUUACCUUGGAACAAUUAAAAGAGCAACAUAACGAUAAAUAUUACGAUAGAUAUUACGUUAUAGUUACCGGGGACGACGAUAUUAAGCGAAAUCGGGCAAGAAUGGAAAAUAAUAAUUUAACGCCAGAGCAACAGGUUGAGUGCCUACUGGACCAAGCGACCGACUUAAAUAUUGUAGGUCGAUCGUUCGUGGGAUGGAAACCGUGGCUUUAACAUGUUCGUACGUACCGUAUCGAUAAUUAUUUUUAAUUAUAUUAAUAGAGCGUUGAUAUAUUUUGUAUAUAAAUGUAUUUUUUAUUUCAAAUAAAAAUUUGU